Molecule: messenger RNA, 240 nt
Organism: Protopolystoma xenopodis
Lineage: Eukaryota; Metazoa; Platyhelminthes; Monogenea; Polystomatidea; Polystomatidae
Source: the annotation of a GenBank genome assembly
AUGCAAACAGAUUCUAAUCCUUGCAUCGGUUAUGCAUGUCGGUGGCCUGGAGAAGUGUGUCGAGUAGAUGGAACAGGCCGAGCCCAAUGUUUAUGCAUGCGCAACUGCCCCAAAGUCAUAGUACCAGUCUGUGGCUCGGAUGAUGUGACCUACGAUUCUCCUUGCCAUCUGGAGCAAGCGGCCUGCGCCCAGAAACGGGAUAUCUGGAUUGUAUAUGCAGGCCAGUGCUGUAAGCAGUAA